GCAGAGCGGGCACCGGGAGAGGCUGCACCUCCUCUACCCACACCUCGUGCCACACGGCUCUUCUACCACACGGCUCUACCACAGCCCCUACCCGCACCUCGUGCCGCACGGCUCUUCUACCACAGCCCUACCCGCAUCAUCCCUAACCCGCUGGGGCAUCAUAUUCAAGUGCCAAAUGGAUUGACUUUACGUAAACAAUAUACAAGUGUAUUUAAGUGAUUUUAUUAGAAAAAGAGGGGGAUGUGAUAUGAUAUAUUUCAUAUUUUAGAGUUAAUUAGUGAAGUGAUAUAUAUUAAACCGGUGUAGAUACACCUGGAGACAAUGUACUUAGGAAGGAGUGUGAUGGGCGGCGUGGUCGUGCGGGCGGCGGUGCUGGUGCUGCUGGUGGGGUGGGCGGCCGGCGUCAGGUGCCCGCCCAAGUGCAUGUGUUUCCGCACCACCGUCCGCUGCAUGUUCCUUGAUCUCAAGAGGAUACCUCACGUCCCGCCCAAGACUACUAUCCUGGACCUGAGAUUCAACAAGAUCAGAAGCAUCCCGACCAACCACUUCAAGGACCUCAAACAUCUCCACACCUUAUUGCUUAACAACAACCACAUCGCGCGCCUCCAGAAUGGCUCCUUCACCGGCCUCGAGUCUCUCCGGUACCUGUACCUGUAUAAGAACCGGAUACGGGUUAUUGAGAGCCAGGUGUUCCAAGAGCUGGGCAAGUUGGAACAACUAUACCUUCAUUUCAACAAGAUUGAAAAAUUAGGAGCCGAGGUAUUCUCCAACUUGAAUAGGUUGCACAGGCUGUUCCUGCACAACAAUCGCCUCCAGAGGGUCCCUCAGGGUGCCUUCUCCAACCUGCAGGCCCUCAGACGUUUGCGGCUGGACUCAAAUGCACUGGUGUGCGACUGCCAACUGAUGUGGCUGGCACAGAUGGUGAAGGAGAAGCAGCACACUACCCAGGUCGCUGCCACCUGCCAGUUUCCCUCCGUACUCCAGGGCAAGAGCCUCACUUCAAUAAACGGCUCAGAGUUCCAGUGCCGUGGUAAACCACUCAUCAAGGAGGGACCAAUAGAUGUGGAUGUCAGAUUUGGAGGAACUGCAUACUUCACGUGCAAGGUUGAAGGUGACCCACAGCCUAAGGUCACAUGGUUUCACAAUAACGAGGUGAUCAGUGACAAUGAUCGGUACAAUAUCCUGACUGAUGGAACACUGAUGAUCGAAAAUGCCCAGGAUAACGAUGUUGGCUUCUAUGAGUGCAUGGCCACUAAUCUUAUGGGUGAAGUGAAGUCACGCAAAGCUAAGAUGGCACCUGAAGAACAACAAGAUGAAGUCAGGAAUGAGCAAUUUUCAGUUCCUGCCAAGCCCCGUUUUCUUCGGUUGCCAAGUGAUGUGAAUGUUACGGAGGGUUCUCCUGUGGAAAUUGAGUGUCAAGCGUCCGGAAUUCCCAAACCUGACAUCAUAUGGACAAGAAAUGAUGACCCUAUAAUUGAAGGUCCAAGGAUUCAGGUGUCUAGCCGUGGAACAUUCUCAAUUUCAUCAGCUAUUCGAAAUGAUUCUGCAAUUUAUCGAUGUAUUGCAGCCAACCCACUUGGACGAAUUGCUGCAUCGGCUACCCUCAGAAUUCUUGCUCCACCAGUGCUAACAGUAGAACCCGACGACAAGUAUGCUAGUCCAGGCUCAAGCAUCCAGUUCACCUGCCAGGCUGAUGGAGUGCCUCCUCCUAUCAUCUCCUGGUUUAAAGAUGGCCAACCCAUUGUUCCUUUUGGAAGCUUGACAAUUUCCCUACGUGGUAUCAGUCUUGGAGUGCAGCAUGUAAAGCCUUCAGAUGAGGGAGAAUACACUUGCCGUGCUCAGAAUGCUGCAGGAAUGCAGGAAGCUUCAGCAACACUUUAUGUUCGUGAUAAGGUAGCUCCCGUUAUCCGCAAGGAGCCUCGCGAUGUCUCGGCAGUCAGUGGUCAAGAAGUGAUUGUGUUACCCUGUAAGGCUGAUGGUCGACCUAAACCAUUAAUCAGUUGGCGCAAAGAUGGUCAUGAUAUGGAAACUGAUAGCAAACAUAGAGUUGAGACUGAUGGUUCAUUGUUCGUAUACAAUGUUACUGAAGACGAUGCCGGGAUGUAUGAAUGUAACGCUCAGAACCACAUUGGGUAUGCCACUGCCCGUGCCAGAGUGACUGUAGAGGAGGAUCCAAGACCUCAUAUUGGAGACCAGUUCUUAGACCAGAGCUUUGAGGAAGCUCGUCACCAAGUGGACAGAGCUGUCAACGACACUAUAAGCCAACUGUUCCAGCGAGACAGAAGCCGUUCGCCUCAUCCUCAUGAGUUGCUUCGUAUUUUUCGUUUCCCCUCUUCUGAUGGACGGGAGAUAGCGAGGGCAACAGAAAUGAUUGAACAAACUCUGAAAAUUGUAAUGAGGCAUGUGGAAUCAGGCAUGGUGUUCAACCUCACAACGUUCAGCUACCAGGACCUGCUUUCUCCUGAAAAGUUGUAUUUGCUGAGAAACCUUUCUGGAUGCCUGGCCCAUCGACGAACAGUCUACUGUGACGACAUGUGCUUCCAUACAAAAUACCGCACCAUUGAUGGCACCUGCAACAAUCUCCGCAACCCACUAUGGGGAGCUUCGUUAACAGGCUUCAGACGUGUUUUGAGUCCAAUUUACGAAAAUGGAUUUAAUACACCUGUUGGUUGGUCAAAAACAAAGAGGUACCAUGGUUUCUUCAAGCCAAGUGCAAGACUAAUUUCAUCACGAAUUAUUAGCACAGAGGAGGUAUCACCAGAUCACCAUUGUACACACAUGCUGAUGCAGUGGGGACAGUUCCUUGAUCACGAUCUUGACCAUGCUCUUCCUUCAAUAUCUUCAGAAAGUUUUCAUGAUGGAGUAAAUUGUCAGACGUCAUGUGAUUAUGCAUCACCUUGCUUCCCAAUUGAGAUUCCUCCUGACGACCCUCGAAUCCGACAUCAUCGUUGCAUGGAGUUCACUCGUUCAUCUGGUAUCUGUGGUUCUGGAAUGACAUCAGUGUUUUUUAAUACUGUACUACCAAGAGAACAAAUUAAUCAACUAACAUCUUAUAUUGAUGCAUCACAGGUCUAUGGGUCUAGUGCUGCAGACCUGCGACUCUUGCGCAAUACAACACACUCUGGCCAGUUACGGCAUGGUAUUUUUACAUCGUCGGGAAAGCCCCUAAUGCCAUUCAGUGAAGGUGCUCCUGUAGACUGUCGAAGAGAUUUAAGUGAAAGUGGGAUUGACUGCUUCUUGGCUGGAGAUAUUAGAGCUAAUGAACAGUCUGGUCUGACAGCAAUGCACAUGGUGUGGUUUAGAGAGCACAACAGAAUUGCCGAAGCCCUGAGACAAAUCAACCCACACUGGGAUGGUGAUACUAUCUUCUAUGAAGCCAGGAAGAUUGUGGGAGCAGAGGUUCAGCACAUCACAUACACACACUGGCUGUCACAUAUCAUAGGACCAAGUGGACUGGAGAAGCUGGGGGAUUAUGCAGGCUACAAUCCUGACCUUGAGCCUACAAUUAGUAAUAUCUUUGCUACUGCUGUGUUUAGAUUUGGACAUUCAUUGAUCAAUCCAAUUCUUCAUCGACUCAAUGCUACCUUCCAGCCAAUCCCUGAAGGACAUUUACCACUGCACAAGGCUUUCUUCAGCCCUUGGCGCAUUGUACAAGAAGGCGGCAUUGAUCCACUCCUCAGGGGUCUUUUUGCAACUCCUGCUAAACUCAAGAUGCCUGGCCAGUUUCUAAACACAGAGUUAACAGAAAAAUUGUUCCGUGCUGCACAUGAGGUGGCACUUGACCUUGCUUCCCUCAACAUCCAGAGAGGACGAGAUCAUGCUCUGCCAGGCUAUACAGAGUGGCGCAAAGCUUGCAACCUCUCAGUGCCAGAGAACUUUGAUCAGCUAAGAUCUCACAUAUCAUCAAUAAACAUUCGAAACAAGCUUAAGCAGCUAUAUGGUCACCCAGGUAAUGUUGAUGUGUGGGUUGGUGGUUUAUUGGAAGACCCUGUUGAAGGUGCCAGAGUAGGGCCAACUUUCCAGUGUCUUCUUGUGGAUCAGUUCAGACGGUUACGUGAUGGUGACAGAUUCUGGUAUGAAAAUCCAACCACCUUCAAGAGUGAGCAGUUAGCACAAAUUAAGCAGGCCACCCUGGGAAGAGUUUUAUGUGACAAUGGUGAUAAUAUACAAGACAUGACAUCUGACGUGUUUGUGUUACCUCGUGAGCAGAGCCCGGCCUUUGUGGAGUGUUCCAAGCUUCCAUAUGUUGAUUUACGCUUAUGGACUGAGUGCUGUACAGAUUGUCGGAAUGCUGGCAACUUCAACAGCUUGACCCAACCACCAGGCAUUCGUUUUCGUCGACAAGCUCAGUUUUCACAUAUUGAGGACCAAGAACAUAUUUUAAUGGGAAUAACUAGUGGAAAACAAGCUAACAUUGACAUAAAUGAAUCAUCAAUUUUCUAUAAUAGUAACUCUGAAAAUAUCAGCAAUUCUAAACUGAAACAAAGAACUAGCCAUAGUCAUCAUCAAGAGAGUGUAAGAGGUUGGAUACCAAGAAAUAAAGAAGCCAGUGGUGAGCAAGACUUGGGAAGCUAUGAGCAAGACAUGACAGAACAGCGAAUAGAAGGGCUUGAAGUUCUAGUAGAACAGCUCUCAAAAACAGUGUAUGAACUUAAUAAAAAGGUGAGCACUUUAGAGCACAAAUGUGGUGGAAGUAUUCGAAAGAGGAGGAGAAAAUUAUGUAAAGAUGAAGAUGGAAAUGAACGAAUUAUUGGAGAGACGUGGCAGAAGGAUCCUUGCACUUUGUGCAAAUGUCAGAGAGGAAAUGUGGAGUGUCAGGUGAGCUCGUGCCCACCUCCAGCAUGUGACAACCCGGUGCUGAGAGAAGAUCAGUGCUGUCCUGUCUGCUGAGGCAUCACCUUAUAAUACUGUACCAAUUUCUAUCAUUUAUUUCCAUUUUAUGGAGGCUGUGCUGUGCCCGUCCUCUUGCUAAACUACUAAUUUCUUUAAUUUACCUUCAAGAAAAGUGGCUGCCUUUAAGUAAUCUUAAAUCAUCUGCCAAAGAAAGAGGAAAAUGCUACAUUUGAUACAUUUUUGUAAAAAAAUUAAAUUCUAAUGUUACAGAUGCGAGUUAAAAACAGCUGGAACAGUUUGCAAAGUGAGUGCACAUAUAAAUAAACUAAUGUGAUUUUUAUGAUAAGGAAUAAAUGUAACAUUCAAACCUUGAAUAUACAUGGUCAUAACAAUGCACUCUUUACCUACAUGGUAAAUAUUUUGAGACAAUCAUUAUGGAUUCAACAAUUGAGCCUACAUUGUUUGCAUUAUGAUGUGAAUACAAAAUUAGUAAAGCAAAGUAUUGUAAAGUUUUCAUUCUCAUUUUAUCUUUAAAGAGUACUGUACCUUGUCUUGGUUCGUACAUUCAGUUGUUCCCUCAUGUACGAUGCCACUGUCUCCUUGACCAGGGAUUGUGGAGUCAGGCAGAUGUGACAUAUGGCACAAUACAUCAAUGCAUUUUCAAGCAUCUCUUUAGGGUAUUGAUGGCUGAGAAAGUCACUAGAAUACUGAAUCCAAAAUGAAGAUUACCAUUGCAAAGUCCUUUUACCAAAAAAAAAUAAGAGCCAUUCCAAGUUCACACUUGGUCAUCACUGGUCACAUCUAAAGAGGGCUCCAAUGUUACAGCUAUCAGGUGGGCUGCCUCCUGCAACCUGCUACUCUGUAGCAACACCUCAAUCUUACCAGGGUUCACUGAACCAAGUACUCUCAUACUUGCUGAGUUCUGUCCUGGUUGUUUUUUUUAAAGGCUAGGACCUACAUAGUUAAGUGGCCUUGUUAUCCUUAAUCUUGUUUCUUGUGCACAGUGGGCGAUAUCCUUUUUACUCCAAAAUUAUAUAAAUUGUAUAAUCAUCAUGGGUAUGACGAUUAGUUUUCACUUGUUCUCUGAUUUUUCUUUUUCUUUUUUUUUUUCUUUGAACUAAGCCACUGUACUAGUUAACGAGCCAAUGUCACUUAUGAUUCUCUGCUACUUUGGCCUGGGAUGCAAGUGUUUCUUUGAGGUGCAGAGUGGCACAGGCUGCUACAAGCAUGAAGUGUUUAAGUUGUGCUAGGAUGUCACUGAUCCUUGGGUUUUUGUGGUUCUCCGGCACCUGCCUAAAGUAGGGGGGAUGCUAAUUCCCUGGUUUCCCGAGUCAGUACAGUGGUGUUUUCUUUCCCACCUUAACGGGGAUUAAACCCUGCCCUUGCAAGACUCCCUUUUGUGGAAGACCAUUGUGACAGUGUAGUAGGGGAACAGCUUCAGAAAUUCUAGGAUGAAUGAACUGGGAAUCCUUGGGCAUGGAGUGGUUUCCAAGGCCAUAAUUCUGGCACAUCAACCACUUUCUCUAGCCCUGUCCUCGUUGCUGGCCCAAGACUUUCUGGAGCCUUUUUUUCCUCUCGACAUUGAGGUCGGAUUUCUAUUUAGCUUUCAAAUUCACUUCUCUAGCAAGCAGGAAAAAUUCAUAAUUUACAACUGGAAAAUAUUAGGACUGGUUCCAAAUCUUUACACAGAAGUAACACCACAUGAGACCAGAAGGCAGGACAGGAUUUGCAAAAUAGCCCCAAUGAAAAGCAGAAGUGCAAUAGGCAGGCCGAGAGAGAAUUCGAUCAACAUCAAAGGUCCAAAACUUUUCAAUACCCCCUACACACACAGGGCAUAACUAACCAAGCUCUCAGUUUUCAAAAGAGAACUCAAUGAGCACCUUCAAAUGAUACUUGAUCAACCAGUCUGUGACUCAUACACCAGGCUGUGAGCAGCUGCAUUGAACAGCCUGGUUAAUCAGACCUGCAAUAGGAGGUCUGGUCAGAGACUAGGCUGCAGGGAUGUUGAUCCUUGAAAUCAACAGGUAGCACAUUAUCAAUUGUCUGCACAAUCUAUGCCCACAGACACAGGCAUAUCUUGCAUCUUGAGGGAGCUGCUGAAUGGCAGUUCUGAUGAGCUUUUCACUGAAACUCAAAGCCUUAUUUUUUAAUUAUAGCAGCCAUUCAUCUACACUCUAUAGCAGUCAGGAAAUGCAAUCUUGUACUCAGAUCAGCUCAUUACCACACGUGGGUAAAAAGCAUGUCAAUUUCUAAACCAAGAGUUACUAGGAAGUGCAUCUGAUCCAUUAGUGUAUGAUGCCAUCUGUCAACACUUGCUGACCACAUAGGUGGUCAUGAGUUGCAUCAUGGGUCAAGGGUAUAAGUCACUGCUUCUCAGGGACUUUAUGCAUAUUAAGUGUUAUGAUUUGACCCAUGUGUGGUAAUAAGCUGAGCUGGCUGUGAGGUCUUGCUACAUCUGCUGUUAUUAAGCCUCAACAUGCAAUCAUACAUUAAAAUUGUGAAUGUAAAUAUUAAUAAACUUUAAAUUUAUGAAGAAUAUAUAUACUGUAUAUAUAUUUUAUAGUUGUAUUGUGUUAAACACCUUAACAAAUGCUAAUAUAUACAUACAAAAUUUUGAUGUAAUAAAGUAAUUAGUCUUGGAAUUCAUACUAUUUUUUCAUAAAAUUCCUAAGGAAUGUAUUCAUGCCUAAUUCCACAAGAGUAUCCAGACAAAGAAACCAAAAAAAGGUUUUUAAAAUAAUGCAAUGGAUCCAGCAAUCUUAAGGAUGUUGGUAAAGUAUUUAACCCUUGAAGAGUCAACUGUUACAUAUAAAAUCUGUUCCAGCUUUAUUUUCUUCUAAUUCUGUCUUACUCUGAGCAUUACCUGCGUAUUGUCUAUCACUGCCACUUUGACGUCUACUUAACCGUUUCAAUGCUAUAAAAAUAAGUAGCAUUUGCCAAGCUUGCAGCUUGCAUACUAGUCAGUAGGAAAUCCUAUACAGUAUGUCCACUUGUUUGGUGCAUUUACUAGAGAACUAUGAAAAAUAUUAACCAAUUUAUCUCAAGAUUUUUAUAGGAUAGGCUCAAUAGUUACCCUAGAGCUCUGCUUUUUAUCGAUUUUUGCAGCAUUACUAAUAUGGUGCUAAUAUUUGACAAAUUUUAUCUAAUAUUUAUUACAUACCAUAAUAACAUUCACUGCCAAUAGUGUAUAAGAAUGUUUGUUAUUUUCUUAAAAGAACACACAUCAAUAUCAGCACAUUUCAAAUGUCAUCAGACUACACUCAAGAUUUAUAACAAGGCUGUUUUUUUUUUAUUUUUACUCUGCAAUGGUUCUCAUUAUAUGGAUGACUGUUUUUUGAUGAUUUUUGAAAUUUGUAUAUGCUUUCAUUACCUCACUAUUUAAAAUGGUAAAAAUCAGGUCUUGGAUUUAGUAAUGUUUGCCACUUAUAAAUCUUACCCAUGUGCUUAUGUAUGACUAUGAUAAAUCUUCUUAAUAAAAUAUUUAUAACCCAACAUACACAUGAAAUGAAAGUAAUGACAUUUCCGAUUGUCCUGAACCCUUAUUUAGUUGUGAAAUACUGUAUUAUGACUUACGACUUUGGUCCAAGACGAACGGACCAAAACGUUAUCACUUUUAUAUGUAUGUUGUGUGUUUUAGUCCCAUUAUUGUUACAUAUUCCCUGCAUAAAAUAUUACUCCAUAGAAGUGAUUGUCUUAGGAGUUUAUUAUUGAUUCUUAAUUGUAAUUUAAAUUUUUAUAAAAUCGAGGUGUGUGAAGACCAUGAUGUAUGUUACUGACGUGUUUGCUUGAUAUGUUUGAUAUUUAUAUUUUGUAGUAAACCUUAAAAAAAAAUUUAUACAGCAAUUUGGGCAGGUUUUCUUACACCUGAUGGCUCUGUUCACCUAACAGCAAAAUAGAUACCUGGGAGUUGAACAUUUAAGGGUUGCCUGCUAAGAAAGGUCAGUCAUUGGCCUAGAGAAACCUUGAUAAGUCUCAACAAACUUCCUGUUUGUGAGCAUAGGAAACUAUUUGAAUUUUCUUGCAUGAGCAAGUUUGGGAAGGAAAAACAAAUCCAGAAAAAUAUCCUAUAACUUCAUAAUUUUUUUUUGUUAAUAGAAAUCAUGUACAAUAUACAGUAUUUCAAGAUUUAAUUAGUGCUGGGACAUUUAGGCAGAAAUUUAGUUUUUAAAUAUAUGAUUUAUACCUGCAAUUGCCUAAUACAAAUUUACUGUACAUUAUUUGAGGGUAUAAAAGAAUUUAGGGAAAGUUUAAUAAGCCUGUAUCAAGUUCAACUAUGAGCUUUACACAAUACUGUAUAUCAAACAAAAGGUUUAUUUAUUUACAAGUAUGGAACUAAACUAUAGCAAUUUAGCAUUAUGAAAUACUGUACUAAAUGGCAAUAUAUGUCAUCUUUUAUAUGUAUUUGAGGUGGCUAGGUGUAGUGAAACUAAUUUUAUGGCCAAAUCCUACUGUAUGAUGUGAUAAAUGUGAUGGAGACUGAAGUGGUAUAAACCUGAGAGUUGUCUUCUGGAUACAGUGGCAAUAAUUAUAGCAUGAAUGAUAUUGUGGAUCUGUUUAGCUUUUUGUACUCAAAAUGCUCAUGUGUAUUGUGUAAAAUAUUAUAAAAGGAUGUUUGUGAAAAAAUAAACAUUGAAAUUAG
Messenger RNA from Procambarus clarkii (red swamp crayfish), 9472 nucleotides. The record is from RefSeq and is a predicted model, not a curated record. NCBI's taxonomy places the organism in Eukaryota, Metazoa, Arthropoda, Malacostraca, Decapoda, Cambaridae.